Molecule: messenger RNA, 786 nt
Organism: Hymenoscyphus albidus
Lineage: Eukaryota; Fungi; Ascomycota; Leotiomycetes; Helotiales; Helotiaceae
Source: the annotation of a GenBank genome assembly
AUGCACGAGUGCAUCUCCAACGUCAAUUUGUUGCCGGGGAAAAGUAAUUUACAUCAUAGAUACUCAACACCACGGAUUUUCUUGAACAUCUAUUGAUCAUAGAACACAAUUGUCUCCAUUCUUCCGCAUUGAUGGGAAUUCUCACAUUCGAAAACUAUUUCCCGUGAAUUUGGCUUGAGCAUCCGACGAAUUUUGGAAAGAAUUUCCAGCUAUUACCUACCCCUCCAAGAUGUCUGAACUGCCCGAAGAUCUAGAAGUCAGAGUCGCAGUUGAGGGCAAGUACCUCCUCUUUCUCUAUCCGUAUGAACACAACACUAACACAUCCCAGCCUCCGAAAUCUUCACCCAAUCCUACUACCCCUCUCUCUCCCGGCCACACACCAUCAAAGACAUCCCCAGCUACUACGUCCCCCUCUCUCCCAGCUCGCCUCUUAAACCCUCCAUCUCACUCAACGGCAACCUCGUGACGGACCCUGCCUCUCUCCCCGCACUAUUUGAAAAGCAACCGCCCAAAACACACUACGAGGUGCAAUCCUUCGACUGCCACGUCCUCAACGCGAAUUUCAACAUUGGCGCACCCGAGGGCCUGCUGGAGCCGAACAACGCCGGCAAGAAAAUGAGUAUUGCGGUGACGGUUAGUGGGAGUGUGAGGUAUGGGGAGGGCGCGGACGUACAGGGGUUUAUGGAUAAUCUUGUGCUGGUGCCGAAUUGGGACGUGUAUGGGAAGCCGGCGAAGGGAAGGAGGAAGUGGAUUGUUAUGAGUCAGAAGUUUAGGGUUGUUGCUUGA